This is a messenger RNA of Vanrija pseudolonga, 735 nucleotides long. RefSeq lists its product as uncharacterized. Lineage: Eukaryota; Fungi; Basidiomycota; Tremellomycetes; Trichosporonales; Trichosporonaceae. Bases 1 to 735 code for a protein of 244 amino acids. The transcript is spliced from 2 exons. The record is from RefSeq and is a predicted model, not a curated record.
AUGCGCGGUCGCCUCGCGGCCUACUCGAGCUCCUUUGGGCCCUCUGCUGCUGUCAACUUGUCGGGGGGCGCAACCAACAACUUUACGAACUUCGGUGCUGCACAGUACAACAUCGUCCAUGGCUCUUCGCUCCAGACCCAGGCCACGCCAGGAGUGGGACACGCUCUUACACCCAACAAGCCGUCGCCCUUCACCCUCCAGACGCAGUCUGCAGCUCCCGCUGCUGGCUAUGGACCCAAUGCUGCCUCUGGCGGGUCCCCUCAGACGUUCACGGCCACAGACGACUCAAUGGAGGUCAUCGACGAUUCCAGCGAUGAAGACGUGAUCCAGUUUCUCCAGCAUGCCCCUCCAAACACUAAGUGGGCGGAUCACAAGUCUCUCCACAGCACUGCCAUCUUUGCAACCGCACCAAAGGCAGCUCCCACGGCCAAGGACGACCUCCAGAAGAAGAUCUUCUCGCCCGGUCCGGGGAGGUCGAUAUCGUUCUUCCUCGACGCUGGAUGUGCCCCGCGCCUCCCUGAGAUGUUCAAGGUCGAGGGGGGUGUCAAUGUCGCGCCAGAGGACGCCCAGUUCCUGGUCUUCAACGUCCACUCGGCAGCCGACCUCACCCAGGAGCAGAAGGCAUUCAUCCGUGCCCAGCCCAUGAUGACCUUCGUCGUGACGCAGGGCUGGGUGCUGCAGUGCAUUGCAGAAGGUCGCCUUGGAGAUGUUCACAAGGCCCAUCUUGCCAUCUAG